This is a messenger RNA of Anguilla anguilla (European eel), 1910 nucleotides long. RefSeq names its product induced during hyphae development protein 1-like. Bases 528 to 1910 code for a protein of 460 amino acids. The record is from RefSeq and is a predicted model, not a curated record. The transcript has 5 exons. Lineage: Eukaryota; Metazoa; Chordata; Actinopteri; Anguilliformes; Anguillidae.
GGUUCAGAGAAAAAAUCUACAGGACAUUAGAUCUCCAGAAAAGUGGUGGUUAGCACUGUGCUAAUUGUCAAACUUUCAGCUUCAGUGCAAAGGAAUAACAAAAAGGACUGCAGGGACCCAAAACCCUCCAAAAUCUAGAAUAUGGACUGACAUAUAAAAGAGCUGUUCUGGGUUUCAGCGCAGUUAUCCAGCUAAUUCGGUAAUCCUGCUUCAUUAAUUCAAGCACCAGAACAGGUUCACUCCAGCCCUGAAGAGUUGCAGUGUCCGCUGGUUAUUCUGUGUUUCAAGACCAUUUCAGAUCUUGAUUGGCUAAAGAGUCCAUACUCUUUGUUCUCAAGGCUUUAAUUGGCUGCUGGUCAACAGGAAAUUGCAAAUACCUGCAGGCACUAUGGCUUUACUUGAUUGAUUUUUGCAGUGGCGCUCACCGUUGCUGUUGGAGAGUGUGGUCGGUUUUAGUUUUCACCUUAAAAUCAGCAAGUGGCUCUGACCUAGAAACCUAGGGAGUUGGCAGGUUGUGCUACUAGAAUAUGGCUCUUCGACAUGUUUUAUGGACCCUCUUGCUUUGUAAUGUGUUAACAUGCAGCAUAUGUGGUGUUCAGAAAGUCAGCAGCUACGGCGCUGUCCAAUAUCAAAGUGCCGUGGGAAGACCUGAGCCCCCCUCACGCCCGCGUCCCCGCAGCCACGCACGCGCCACUGCAUUCCAACCUGGGACCGCCGUCAAGGGCGGAGGCGCACCCUACAGCCCCCUCUCUCAGGAAAACCAACAGUCCAGAGUUUUGCACGACCAGAGGGAAGAUGUCCAGCGUCACGCCGUCGCUGCCCGAGGUGAAGCUGCCCCCGUCAUCCGGGAGCAGGUCAAGCUGAUCCCCGUCUUCCAUGGCCGCCCUGACCCGAAUGCCGCUCGGUCGCAAGUGAUCCAGUUCGGGUCUGCCCAGACUGGGAGUGCGUCCCGUGUAGUUGACCAGCUGUUGAGUGGCUAUAGCCCGGCUGGAGGAGGAGGAGGAGGCACGCUGGGGGGCGUCAACAGCCACGUCCCCGCCCAGAGGAGGCCCGGCCACAGUCGUCUCACCAUCUUCGGUUCCAGGCAGAGCACAGGCACCUCUUACGGUUCCCAUUACAACUCGGCAAGUACAGGCCCCGGUCACGUUACCUCUGAAAUGGUAGUCCGGAGGGACCAGGACUUGCCUGCGAGAUAUCUGGCCACGGGACACUUUACACCAGGUGGCGAUGCCCUCCACAAACCUACCUCAACCCCAUAUGUGAAUGCCAAUGCAGCUGAGGGCUCCUUUUUCUCUGGUCAGAGAAUCCCCCACGAACCUGCUCAAAUCUUAAAUGCGGCUAAUUUGGGCACGCGCUACUCUGGAACCAGCCACUACGGUGAAAACGUAAAUGCGGCUCAUUUGGGCACGCGCUACUCUGGAACUCGCCGCUACGGUGAAAACGUAAAUACAGCUCAUUUGGACACGCGCUACUCUGGAACCCGCCGCUACAUUCAAAGCUUAAACACGGCUUCUAGUUCUGUCCUGAAGGUCCCCGGUGGCCAUGAAGCAGGCUCAAGGGCAGGCAGUUCAGAAACGGGCCACCGAACCUACACCCAAGAUCGUAAUGUCGCUUCUGGCUCUGAAGUUAAGUUCCCCACCAGAACUGUUCAGUUUAUGCCAGGUGGAGCCGCUCCUUCCUCUAGUUGGGGGUCCUCCUCUCGCUUUGACGCCAGCCUGGUCAGACCAGACACGAGCUCCACUGGGUCGGUGAAGGGUGGGAGUGGCUCGGCGAGCCACAGGCAGGGCUCUUCCACUGGGUCGGUGAGCCACAGGCAGGAGUCCUCCACUGGGUCGGUGAAGGGUGGGAGUGGCUCGGCGAGCCACAGGCAGGACUCCUCUCAGCACAGCUACAGCAGGCCUGCAGAAUGA